AUGUCGAGCAAGCAAUCCCGACACUCCUCCUCUACCUCUUCGCCGUCGUCCCCCCCAUCCAACCACAGCUCUAAGCUUCCCAAAUUCCUCCAGAAGUCGACCAGAGACAGAUCCAAAUCGCUCGUCGAUCCAGGCCACAAUGCAAGCAGCAGUUCGUCUUCGAGCUCGUCGAACUCGCCUCCGUCACCAGAAACGUCGAAGGCAGGCCGAAAGGCGUCAAAGAAAGGGUCUAUGUUGAAGGAAUGGGAGGAAGAGCAGCACCCAGUGUCGCCGGACGUCGAUAUCCCUCAGGGCGGCGAGGUUGCAGACGAAACGCCCGUCAUCGUCGAGCCCGUUAACAUUCCCCGCCCACGCACACGUUCAGAGCGACCGAUGUCGGAAAACUACCCCUCUGUUGCGUAUUAUCCCUCUUCGUCCUCUUCGCGCCUGUCCGAUAUACCCACCCGGCUUUCGGGCUGGUUUUCUCACACCUUCAGCUCAUCGACCACAGACCUGUCCCUGCCAGCAUUGCUCUCGCAGCAGCAUUUAGCGUCUUCUACGUCGUCGCCGAAGGGUAAGGGUUCUGCGCUGCUCACUGCUGCGCGGCACGGCAAGGGUCACAUCGACAAGGCGAUGCGCUAUCUUCUCGAUAGUGACUCUACCCCUGAUAAAUGCUCCGACCCGAUCUGGUUACUCGGCGUCGAGCACGCAGGCUACGAGCCUCCACCAGCACCCCCACCAUUUACCGCAUCGAAGCGGAACGCGAGCGUCGGCCGUCGCAACUCGAUAGACUCGCGCCGAUCGCCGUCAUCUGUUAGUUCCUCCGCCUCCUCGCCUAUCGCUCCCUCUAGCUUUCCGGGGGACCCUUCGCUCUCUCAAUCACAUCCAACCGUGUUGUCGCCAUCCAAGGACAAGGACCCGUCGCGAAAUUGGCCGCCGGCGUUUUAUGCCGACUUUACAUCUCGCAUAUGGCUCACGUAUCGAUCUCAGUUCUUGCCCAUACGAGAUACAUCACUUUCGGCUCUGGAGUCGGACGUAGGGGAGGCCGUGUCGAACCCCAGCAGCCCGCAGCCCAAGAAGUGGAACUGGCCUCUCGUUGGGGAAAAGGGGUGGACGAGCGAUGCGGGAUGGGGAUGCAUGCUCAGAACUGGACAGUCAUUGCUGGCAAACACUCUAUUGCACUUACACCUUGGUCGAGACUGGCGUCGACCGCCAUAUCCUAUUUAUACCGCCGAUUAUGCAACGUAUGUUCAGAUCAUUACAUGGUUUCUCGAUAAUCCUUCGCCAUUAUGUCCGUUCAGCGUGCAUCGCAUGGCGUUAGUCGGCAAGGAUCUUGGUAAGGAAGUCGGGCAAUGGUUCGGGCCGAGCACUGCUGCGGGUGCCAUCAGGACCCUCGUGCAUGCUUUCCCUGACGCCGCACUGGGUGUGUCAGUCGCAUCGGACGGCGCGGUGUACGAGUCGGACGUGUUUGCAGCUUCGAGGUCUAGCAGGGCUUCCUUGCGCAGAUACGGACAGACGUGGGGCGACCGUGCAGUCCUUGUACUCAUUGGAAUCCGCCUCGGCCUCGAUGGCGUCAAUCCUAUCUACUACAACACGAUCAAAGCACUAUACGAGUUCCCGCAAUCAGUCGGCAUUGCAGGUGGUAGACCGUCGUCGUCAUAUUAUUUCGUCGGAUCGCAGGCCGACAAUCUCUUCUAUCUGGAUCCGCACCACGCGCGGCCCGCCAUUCCUCUCCGCCCACCACCUCGCUCAGCAGAGUUGCCCUCCCUGGAACGCUGGGAGCGGCAGACAUCUCCUGGGACACUCACGUCCGAUUACGGGCCAGUGCGCGUUCCCCAGCACACUCGAUCCCCAACUGCACCAUCCGUGCGGUCAAGCGCAGGCUCCGCGUCGUCCGUUCUUUCCCAGCGCUCGCCACCGGUACCGUCACCGCUACAGCAGCAGCAGCUGUCGACGUCUUCCUCGAACUCAACGUCCCAGUCCUCUUCCGCACAGUCGCACGCGCGAUGGCAGUCGUCGAGCGCGUUGCCCGACGACUCUGAACUGGAUUCUCGCGACCUUGGAAUUGGCGCAGACCUGGACCCGUUGCAGCUCCAUUAUGUAACGGCGUACUCCGCCGCAGAGCUCAAAACGUUCCACUGUGACCGCGUGAGGAAGAUGCCGUUGUCGGGACUGGACCCUAGCAUGCUGCUCGGCUUCUUGUGCAAGGACGAGAAUGACUGGAAAGAUUUUCGCAAGCGCAUGAACGAUCUCUCACACACACACAAGACAAUAUUCACGAUUCAAGACGAGCCGCCAAGUUGGCCGUCCGACUCGGAUGAUAACAUGGGCCUCGAGUCUAUUUCUGAGCCAGACAUCGACAUGCCCGAAGAUGACGACGAGGACGCACUUGACGAUGACCGUUCCUCGAGCACGUCCCCUGACACAAGUGUGAGCGUACAAGACGGCGGCGCAAAAUCUGAGGCCGACACUGAGGAGGACCCCGUGGGCCCCAUCACGCCUGGCGCGGGCAAGAAUUCAUUAGACAUCCCGCAUCCAGCCAAGGGCACUGUGCCCCAGCCUAUCUCGCGUGAAUCCUCACUUGAUUUCGAUGACGACGAAGAUGAGGAGUGGAUGGACCCAUCGACGGACACACCGCCACUAUCUCCUGACGCAGAAGUGCCGCCACCGUCGCCAUCCUCACCGCCGGUGCAGGUGUAUGCUCCGCCGCUCGCACAGGCGACAUCUACAGGCUCAACGAUCAGUGCAAGUACUCACGCGAGCGGGAAGAAGCGGAGAAAAUUUAAGUCAAAGAAGUCAGGGUCCGGUUCAGGUUCUGCACUGCCUGAGCCACAGAUGCAGUUCCCGUUUCCCGCCACGCAGGCAGAGGAGCCGCUGUCAGAUGCUCAGCUGGAGGAGACGCGGAGCAAGCGGAUACCGCAGAUGCGCACGGCGAAGGCGCGCGAUGGCGGGCGCACACAGAGCGGUGGCGUGCGCGGUGUUCCCGCAGACGACAUGGACGACUUCUAG
Messenger RNA from Sparassis crispa, 2988 nucleotides. Its product is annotated as Cysteine protease ATG4. The record is from RefSeq and is a predicted model, not a curated record. Lineage: Eukaryota; Fungi; Basidiomycota; Agaricomycetes; Polyporales; Sparassidaceae. The coding region runs from base 1 to 2988 and encodes 995 amino acids. Gene Ontology annotation, molecular function: protein-phosphatidylethanolamide deconjugating activity. The transcript has 5 exons.